Porites evermanni is the source of this 690-nucleotide messenger RNA. The record is from the annotation of a GenBank genome assembly. NCBI's taxonomy places the organism in Eukaryota, Metazoa, Cnidaria, Anthozoa, Scleractinia, Poritidae.
UCCACAAAAGAUCUUCCUAGUGUUUACGUCCGGGUGUCAUGGAAAAUGGUAUGGCGUAGGUUCUGCCACUUUGUUCCGUUCUUUGCCGAAAAACUUUCGGAAAAACUUUAUGACGCAAAGGCAAACGUGGUCAAAGCCAGCAGAAUUCGCUUCAUAAAUGUUACGGAACUGUGCAAGGGAAAAGGCAACAAUGCUGAGGCAAUUUUGGAUUUCUUCGUCUCGAAAAGUGAAAAUGACCUUGGUACUGGAGAUGUUGACAGAAAUAUCACGAUUCUUGCUUAUAUUAAAAUGCGUGAUUAUUGGAAAAACAAAAAGAUGGCUCUUUUGGAUCCAGUCUUCAUCGGACAGGUAACGUCAAAUUUGCUUGCAAUCACACUUUCAGCAGCCCAUGCGGUCUCAUCUUUAGAACUGCCUUGUACGGAAUCGCAAAAAAAAAAAAAGAGAAAAGAAAAAAAAUCGUCCUAAGGAAGCACUAUUCGGCUGCAUUCACACUGACUUUGGUUAUUCCACAUAUCAUUUCGACAGGUAGAAAGUGUUGAGAUCUUGGGAAAAGACAAGCCAGACAUCUCAGAGGAUUUUUCAGAAUCAACAAGAAUAGGAAUUGGCAUAACCGUCGCUCUGAUAGUCAUCUUCUUAAUCGCCGCUAUCGCAUUAUGUCUGGUAAGAAUCCCUCUAAUGGACAAAGUUUAG